GUUCCUGUAGUCUCUCCUCCUCAGAAGCACAUUGUGUGCAGAUGGGGUAAGGUGUUCUCUCACUUCUCUGGUAAUCAUCAUCUUUGAAAUGAUAUGUUUGAAUCUUAUAGUUCACACCGAGAGUGUUUAAAUAUGUCCCCGUGUGAAUUUUGUGAAGUCCAAUAAAAACUCGCACCCCAUCAGUUUGUCUUGGCUUCUAUUUUCACCAUUUAAAUACACAACCAGAGUAAAUCGGUUACACCAGCAUAUGCAACUUUCUGCACGUAUUCAGCAAGAUCUAGAGAUUCAAUUAAACAUUAAUCUGCCUGGGUUAUAACAAGAGAAUUUCUGACCUACAUGCACACUUACAACUGUCUGGUGCAGGACCAUAAACAACCUUCAGAUUUCCUGCAACACAUUUGAGGGCUUGAGAUACAGUAAUGACGGCAUGUGCCGCUCCCCUUCUGCUUCUUCUGUUCAGCUGUAUGUCAGUAAUGGGGCAAAAAGGUAAGAUCUUAACAGAUGAAACUGAGCACUUGUCUGAGGAAGAUGAUGCUGCUUCCGGGACUGAACACACUGGGCCAAAUCUAGCCGAGCUGAGCAACACUGUGAAGUCUUUACAGACCAGACUAGAGGCGACAGAGGAACUUCUCAAACGAAUAGAACAUAAAGUGGCAUUUGCAGCCUCCCUUGGGAAUGUUUUACACCAUGGACCCUUCAAAAGUGAGGUCACACUGGCUUACAAACAUGUGUUUGUGAAUCAGGGGAAUGCCUACAACCCAAGCACUGGUAUCUUCAGAACACCUGUUAAAGGUGUCUAUUUCUUCACUAUAAAUGGGCAUAGCCUCUCAUCCAAACCUUUGGGUCUGAGGUUGUUCAAAAAUGAAGAACAGAUGGUCACUGUGUACAAUCACCCUCAUGAAAACCGCUUUGAAACAGCAACAAAUUCAAUCGCUUUGAAUCUGGAGGAAGGAGAUGAUGUCUAUGUGCGUCUAAGGGAGAAUACGUGGAUCUUUAAUAAUGAAAAUGACCACACGACAUUUGUUGGCCAUUUACUUUUUGCUCUUUGAAAACCUUUUCAAUGAGCACAAAAUGAUCAAGUAAAAAACUGUCAAUGCAAUCAGUAUUUCCAAUUUCAGAUUUUACAGUGACUUUUGAACAUGCAUUCAAAUCUUGAAUUUAUACAUCAUAAGCUUUAUACGUGUAUCAUUCUGCUUGUGCUGAAAAUAAAACUGUAUACAAUUAGACAAACACUUUGUAAAUGAUAUAGAACAUGAAAUGUAUAGAAAUUGUUCGCUGUUCUUGUAAAAUCAUAUCCUGAAUUUUAAGUAACAUAAUUGCCUUUAAAUAACAUACUUAUUUUUUUAAUAUCAUAUAUUUUGAAUAUUCUUAUCUUCCAUGGCACAUUUUCCAUGUGAUUUCUCAACAUCUCCUACAUACAGAAACGGCUUGCAAACAUAAAAAUCCAACAACUGUUUCAUUAAAAUUCUUUGGCAACACUUUA
Triplophysa dalaica is the source of this 1483-nucleotide messenger RNA. Its product is annotated as complement C1q tumor necrosis factor-related protein 6-like. Gene Ontology annotation, molecular function: protein binding. The record is from RefSeq and is a predicted model, not a curated record. Lineage: Eukaryota; Metazoa; Chordata; Actinopteri; Cypriniformes; Nemacheilidae. The transcript is spliced from 4 exons. Bases 420 to 1049 code for a protein of 209 amino acids.